AUGAUCUUUAUUCUAUUUCUUAUUUACUUGAAUAUUUCUUCCGUUUCAUCUCGUGCAAUACAAAUUACAACAAAUAAUAUCGAAUCCACACUGUCUUCAAACGAAUUUGUUUUAAUUAAUUUCUAUGCCAAUUGGUGUCGAUUUAGUCAAAUUCUCGAUCCAAUUUAUGAUCAGCUAGCUGACAAAGUCAAUGAACUAUAUUCUAAGAAUAAUUCGAUUCUAAUCGGAAAAGUCGACUGUGAUCAACAAAGUUCAAUCGGUCAAAAAUACCAUAUUGACAAAUAUCCAACUAUAAAAUAUUUUCGUCAUGGAAUUUUGAUCAAAAAAGAAUAUCGCGGAUCAAGAACACUUGAAUCUUUGUUAAAUUUUAUUCAACAACAAAUUCAAUCGCCAAUUGUGAACUUAAAUCAGAUCGAAAACAAAUAUUCUUAUAUUGUUGGUCAUUUUAACAAUACGAAUUCGAAGAGUUAUCAGAUCUUUUCAAAAAUCGCUAAACUUCUACAAGAUGAUUGUCAUUUUGCUCAAUCCUUUUCAGAAAAUGAUCACGUUUAUUAUCAACCAUCUCAAUUUUCUCAUGAAAUCAACGAAAGUUUCCAUGGAAAUUUGGAAAAUGAGAAUGAAUUUUACUCUUGGUCACAUAAUAAAUGCAUUGAAUUAGUUCGCGAAAUCACAUUUGAAAAUGCUGAAGAAUUAACCGAUCAAGGUUUACCAUUUCUCAUUCUUUUUCAUCAUCCAAAUGAUACACAAUCCGUCAGUUUAUUCAAACAACAAGUAGAAAAACAACUCAAACAUGAAACUCAGUCGAUCAAUUGUUUACACGCUAAUGGAUUAAAAUUUACUCAUCCAUUAAAACAUUUAAAUAAAGAUUUGUCCGAUUUACCAUUAUUGGUCAUCGAUACAUUUCGACAUAUGUUUCUUUUUCCACAUUUUAAUCUGAUUUCAAUUAAUGGGAAAUUGGUAGAAUUUGUUCGAGACCUUCAUUCAGGAAAACUUCAUCGAGAUUUUCAUGAAAAAUCAACGAAUCUUCAUGAAAAUGUUGAUACCGGUGAGAAUUCAGAUAUGAAAUUAAGUAAAACUAACUUUCCACCUGAAUCGAUUUUCGUUCGUUUAACUCCUAGUCGACAACGUUACUCAUUUCGUGAUGAAUUAUAA
Messenger RNA from Adineta ricciae, 1152 nucleotides. The record is from the annotation of a GenBank genome assembly. NCBI's taxonomy places the organism in Eukaryota, Metazoa, Rotifera, Eurotatoria, Adinetida, Adinetidae.